GCCCACUGAGGAAGGAGGGGACACUCCUGUUGCAGGAGGUCCCAUCAGAACCUGCCAGCGUGAAGGCACCUUUCGUGUCUUGGAAAUCCUACUACCAAUGGCGAGGGACUGGACAUGAGUUCACCAGUAGCUGUGUUACUGUCGUAUCCACUCACCAUCUACCACAUCAUCACCAGCCUGGUCCCACAGCACUUUCCGGAGUUGAAUAUAUUGAACAAACAAUCCCUGAAGAUACACAUCCUGGAAGCGGAGAAACAGUUUGAAAUGCGAAUGGUGUUCUGGGAGCUCGCCGUCCUCCUGCCCCAUGUGGCGUUUGAGAUCCAUUUUGUUGGUGACAGCUUACCCCCAGAGGUGGACGAACACCAUUUCAACCUUCAGAGAAAGGAUGGCCGUGUGUGUGUGGUGAACCCCAGCCUGUAUCCAGCCAAUGAGAAGAGUGAUCGCAGGAACAUCCGAAUCAAAGUGUGUUCCAAACCCUACCACAUGCUCCAGGGGCCGAAGGCGGAUCUGGUGAUUGGGUUUAAUGUGGGGUUCGGACUGAGUGGAACUUGGCUACGAUCCCUCCCCCGGCUUCAGUCUCUUCGGGUUCCUGCUUACUUCACUGAGUGUAGUGAGUACAGCUGUCACGUCGAUAACCAGACCAUGAGUGUAGCUGCAGGAGGUUCCAUCAGCCAACACUUCGUCAACCCCUUCCGUUCACCAUUCCGAAUCAUCGGCAUCGACAACAACCUGCCCUGGUAUCCCAACGCCUGCCUGUUCCACCUGGUGUACAAGGUGAACGCGGUGAUGAACAGGCAGCAGUUGCCUGUCGCUCCUCUGGCCGUCAGCGACGGAGCCGGAGCCGGAGCCGACGAAAUCCUGGAGAACAGCCGCAGGAAGAAGGAGCGAAAACGCAGUAACCUUCGCCGACGGAAAUGA
Molecule: messenger RNA, 918 nt
Organism: Stegostoma tigrinum
Lineage: Eukaryota; Metazoa; Chordata; Chondrichthyes; Orectolobiformes; Stegostomatidae
Product: zinc finger MYND domain-containing protein 15-like
Exons: 8
Coding region: 115-918 (267 amino acids)
Biological process (GO): negative regulation of DNA-templated transcription; spermatid development
Molecular function (GO): histone deacetylase binding
Source: RefSeq, a predicted model, not a curated record